Anisakis simplex (herring worm) is the source of this 357-nucleotide messenger RNA. The record is from the annotation of a GenBank genome assembly. Lineage: Eukaryota; Metazoa; Nematoda; Chromadorea; Rhabditida; Anisakidae.
AUGGAUGGCAGUAUUCUUUGGAAAGGUUUCCAUCCAUCGGUCCACGAUCUCAGCGGAGCAGCGUCUUCAUCGGCGCAGCAACAGCACUCUUCUUCUACACCUGAUAAUCAUCACCCUUUAGUAUUGGGCGGGGCGCCUCCUCUGACGGCUGGGGGCACCCAAGCGUCCAUCCCGCUGACAGCCGUCAGUAGCCCUUCUGGAAGUUCCUCUGCGGGCGGCCAACGGCUCGAUUCUACGCCACAUUCAGUGGAAACUCCUAAUCAGUUGCUCAAUACACAACAAACUAGUGUUGACAAUAUUUCGGAUGCAGGUCACUAUUUCACUUCAUUUCCCAGUCACGUAUUCCUGACCCGUUGA